Molecule: messenger RNA, 1770 nt
Organism: Pseudophryne corroboree (corroboree frog)
Lineage: Eukaryota; Metazoa; Chordata; Amphibia; Anura; Myobatrachidae
Product: T-box protein VegT-like
Exons: 8
Coding region: 1-1368 (455 amino acids)
Biological process (GO): cell fate specification; regulation of transcription by RNA polymerase II; positive regulation of DNA-templated transcription
Cellular component (GO): nucleus
Molecular function (GO): RNA polymerase II cis-regulatory region sequence-specific DNA binding; DNA-binding transcription factor activity, RNA polymerase II-specific
Source: RefSeq, a predicted model, not a curated record
AUGGUCAGCCUGCGCAAGCUAAAGCUGACUCAGGCCGGCUGUCAGAUCUGGACACCCGGAUCCAGUGCAAAAUUCUCCCAUUCUGCAGGGUAUUAUCUGCCGCCGCAGUACCGGCCUUCACCAGCAGCAGCGCCCUCACCUCCUCCAGUAACAGCCAAACUGGAGAACAAAGAGUUAUGGGAGAAGUUUCACUCUGUGGGAACUGAAAUGAUACUGACCAAAAAUGGAAGGCGGAUGUUCCCUGAGUUUUCAGUCUCCCUGUCCGGACUGGACCAGCACUGCCUGUACUCUCUGUGUGUCCAGGCUGUGCCCGAGGGCGAGAGCCGGUACAAGUGGCGUGACGGGGUCUGGAGUAUGAGUGGCAGAGCUGAGCCAGGACCACCCACCAGCCUCUACCUACACCCGGAAUCUCCGGCUCCUGGGCAACGCUGGAUGGAGAGAGCCAUUGGCUUCAGCAAGAUCCGUCUGACUAACAACACCCUGAGCCAGGGGGGACAGAUUGUCCUGCAGUCCAUGCACAGAUACUUCCUCCGCCUGCACGUCAUUCCCACGUCACACAGCGGCUCUCCUCCCCGGCCUGUGUCGUCUGUGUCAUUCCCAGAGACGUCCUUCAUCGCGGUCACCAGCUACCAGAACUCCAGGCUUUCCCUGCUGAAGAUUGAAGAGAACCCAUUUGCAAAAGGAAUAAAAUAUUUCAAGAAUCAAAAGGACAACCACACUCCGCGGAAGCGGAUUAGCAGGCCGGAGGCGAGCGGAGACAGCGACCCAGUGUGUAAGAGGAUUAAAGAGAGCGCAGGGGACGUAACCUCGUCCCCCGGAGACAGCGCAGGAGUGGAACAACACGUCCUGCGGGAGAGUGCACAGGAGCGAGAGGAGAGAGCGGAGCUGUCAGGAGAGAGCGCAGAGGCGAGACAGCCAGCUACAGCAGAGAGUUGCAGUGAGGGCAGGCAGUUGGGACACGCGACAUGUGUGGAACGCGGGAGGGAAGUCGCACUACACGAGAGUAUGGAGAAAAGGACGGAGAGGGCCCAGAGAGUGGACAUGUUUGUACACUGGGGCCGCACAGCACAGAGGCCGAUGUGGGUACCAUCCUCCGCUGUGUCCCCUAUACCGGUGACCGGGUACCCUCCACCCGCCUGUCUGAUGGGACACAGACUUCCACACCCAUCACCUCCCAGUCUGGCUCCAUUCUCUUCUCCAAUGGCUAUGCCCCAUGUUCCUCUCGAUGCGCCCUAUUUUCUGGGCUCUUGGGCUUCUCCGCCUAUCAGACUGAGUAAUUCCUUCCCUGGACUGCACCCGCAGCUCUUCCAGCAGAUGUGUGGCCCUUCCUGGUACCUGUCCCCACACACCACCUCCAGGGGCCUCUGAUCCUGGGAGCAUGCAGAACUACAUAACAGGCUGUAAUGGUUCAGGGUGUGAAGGAACGGACCUGAUUGCCAUGGAUUGUGCUGCAGCGGAACAUACAGAACUGAUUGUGCAAGAGAUCAGCGAUUCAGACUGAGUGCUGCAGCAGAGGAGGACAGAAUACAGCGCUGUAUCAGUGCUGGUGCAGGACACUGCCAAUGGGACAGGACAGAGUGCUUAGAUAGCAUAGAGUGCCGGAGUGGACAGAGUAUAGAGUGCUGCAGGAGAGACUGGGAAGACAGCGUGCUGCAGAAGUGGUGGAAAGUACAGAGUGCCGCAGUGGAGACAGACUAGAGUGCCGCAGUGGAGACAGACUAGAGUGCCGCAGUGGAGACAGACUAGAGUGCCGCAGUGGAGACAGACUAG